AUCCUUCCACGAAGAUUCGUACUCACGCAGUCAUCAUAUAGUAAAAUUUCAUUUGUUUUCAAAUUUUAUUACAUUUUUGUUUUUAGUUUAUGGUACUUUUGUUUCCCCCAUACUUAUAAUGUUUCAUUUCACUUGAACACAAAAACCAUCGUAGAAUCAAACAACUAACCAACUUCAUGCUAUGGAUCCGAAUUUUGUCGGAUUCGAAACAACCUACAAAUUCGAUGACCAUGGUAACUUAAUCCUUCUCUCUGAUCCAAAUCCAAACCUUGACGAUUUCACCAUCACCAACCCUUAUGUGGGCCCAUCCAAUUCGGAGCCACUAGUUUUUUCUUCUGAUACAACCAAAGAUUCUACCUUUGAAGAUGCUGAUUUUUCAGAAACAGUGAAAUAUAUAAGCCAGAUUUUAAUGGAAGAAGAAUUUGAACAAAAACCAUGUAUGUGUUAUGACCCACUUAGUCUUCAACAUACUGAGAAAAUUUUCUUUGAUGCUUUGGAAUCAAAUUUGCCUCUUUCACCUAAUCAACACCCUCUUGAUGUUCUUGAGAUUCCUAAUAGCACUUGUUGUGUUACUACUGAUUCUGGUAAUAGUUCUAGUUCUAAUGAGUUAAAGCCUCUUUCACCUGAUACACCAGUUUCUGGUGGUGAUUCUGGUUUUAAUUCAGUGAAGUCUCAAUUUAUUGUUCCAAAUCAUGGUUUGAAUUUGAGUAAUAGUAAUAUUAGUGAUGGUGUUUUUGAUUUGGAUUCUUCUGAGACUAGGGUUAUGGCUCAAAAUAUUUUUAGUGAUGCUGAUUCUAUUUUGCAGUUUAGAAAAGGGUUAGAGGAAGCUAGCAAGUUUCUUCCACAAAAAGCUCAGCUUUUUACUGGUUUUCAGAAUGCUAGUGAUAGUUUAGUGUCUCAUGAGCCUAAGGGUAGGGUUGGAGUGAUCAAGAUGGAGGGUGGUGUUAGGGAGAACUCGAAUUCGAGUUAUUCGAGUUCAAAUUUGAAUUCGGGUUAUUCGAGUUCAAAUUCGAAUUCACAUGGUUUGUUGAAGAGUAGAAAGAAUCACGAGCGUCAAGAAAGUGACGAUGAAGAAGGAAGAAUUAACAAGCAGUCUGCGGUUUCCGUUGAGGAGAGUGAAAUAUCUGAUAUGUUUGAUAGAGUUUUACUUAGUGUUGAAAAUGUGCCGUUGUGUGCUGAACAAAAGGAUGGAUCCAUGGUGGAGAGUAGAACACAGGUUGGUGAACUUGAUGGAGGGAAGAUGCGUUCGAAGAAACAAGGGAGGAAGAGGGAUGCUGUGGAUUUGAGGACCCUUUUGGUUCUGUGUGCACAAGCUGUAUCUGCUAAUGACAAUAGGACUGCUAAUGAAUUGUUGAAGCAGAUUAGGAACCAUUCUUCUCCUUCAGGUGAUGCAUCACAGAGAAUGGCUCAUUACUUUGCGAAUGCGAUUGAAGCGCGCAUGGUUGGUGCUGGUACCGGUACACAAAUAUUAUAUAUGAGCCAAAAGAUGUUUAGUGCUGCUGAUUUCUUGAAAGCUUACCAAGUUUUUAUCUCUGCUUGCCCUUUCAAAAAAUUUGCGCAUUUCUUUGCAAAUAAAAUGAUAUUGAAAACAGCUGAAAAGGCAGAAACCCUUCACAUUAUUGAUUUUGGUAUCUUAUAUGGUUUCCAGUGGCCAAUUCUUAUUAAGUUUUUGUCAAAAGUAGAGGGUGGACCACCCAAGUUGAGGAUCACAGGAAUCGAGUAUCCCCAAGCUGGCUUUCGACCGGCAGAGAGAAUCGAGGAAACUGGCCGGCGUUUAGCUAACUAUUGUGAACGUUUCAAUGUUUCCUUCGAAUACAAGGCCAUACCAUCACGAAAUUGGGAAACCAUUCAAAUUGAAGACCUUAAUAUUAAGAGCAAUGAGGUAGUGGCUGUGAACUGUUUGGUAAGGUUUAAGAAUUUACAUGAUGAGACAAUCGACGUGAACAGUCCUAAAGAUGCAGUUCUGAAGUUAAUCAGGAAGAUAAAUCCGCACAUAUUUGUUCAAUCCAUAGUAAAUGGGUCUUAUAAUGCCCCUUUCUUUUCCACACGCUUCAAGGAGUCACUUUUCCAUUAUUCUGCAAUGUUUGAUAUGUAUGAUACUCUCAUAUCCCGUGAAAAUGAAUGGAGGUCGAUGAUUGAGAGAGAGUUUUUGGGCCGGGAGAUUAUGAAUGUUGUAGCAUGUGAAGGUUUUGAGAGGGUUGAGAGGCCCGAGACAUACAAACAGUGGCAGGUUAGGAAUCUAAGGGCUGGCUUUAGGCAACUCCCACUGGAUAAGGAGGUAAUGGUCAGAUUUAGAGAUAAGCUAAGAGAAUGGUACCAUAAAGAUUUUGUCUUUGAUGAAGAUAACAACUGGAUGCUUCAAGGUUGGAAAGGCCGAAUUAUGUAUGCUUCGGCUGGUUGGGUGCCAGCAUAAUGAUAUGUUACUGAAUUCUUACAAACUUGUCUGAUUGGGUUGAAGGUUCAGGUACGACUGCUGUGCCUUAUUUUCUUAACCUUCAGUUGCACAAUGAAUGUUCUUCCCAGCUUUGCAACAAGUAACUCUGUACAAUUGUAGCAGAAUUUCUUCCCGGAUAGAGUAGUAGUGUCCUUUUAGGCUGUUAGCAAUUUAGCAUACCUGUCUUAAUAUUAGCAAUCAAAACGUUUUUUGUUAAUAUUCUUUCCCUCUCUUACCAACAUGCCUAUAAACAAGUUGGUGAAAGGAUUUUGUAGCAUAUCUCUGGUUGAAAUGAACCAUGUACUAAGUUGACAAGUUUGUUUAAUUUGAAAUUGCUUCUUGUUUCUGUCUUUGAAAUUUUAUUUUUGCACAACGUGUAUGAAGCUCUCAGAUUUUCAGCUUUA
Medicago truncatula (barrel medic) is the source of this 2838-nucleotide messenger RNA. Its product is annotated as scarecrow-like protein 14. The coding region runs from base 182 to 2413 and encodes 743 amino acids. The record is from RefSeq and is a predicted model, not a curated record. The transcript has 2 exons. NCBI's taxonomy places the organism in Eukaryota, Viridiplantae, Streptophyta, Magnoliopsida, Fabales, Fabaceae.